Molecule: messenger RNA, 1720 nt
Organism: Cuscuta europaea
Lineage: Eukaryota; Viridiplantae; Streptophyta; Magnoliopsida; Solanales; Convolvulaceae
Source: the annotation of a GenBank genome assembly
CAACAAGCUAAAAGAAGGGCUGAAUCUGUCUUACCAAACAUCCCUAGUAGUAUAUGAUAAGUUUGGGUUGGUUCUGUUUUGUUCAGUGAAUUUUAAAUUAGCUCACAUUUUUUUCUCUGGAAAUGGUGCACACUCCUUUCUACCUCCUCAUUAUCCUCAUCUUUCUGCAACUCCUUCCAUUUCCAGCCUUUGCUCAAAACAAUGACAAUGAAAUAGCAGUUAACAGCAACCUCACCGCAACGAAUGGGACCGAACCAUGGCUGUUAUCACCAUCCGGUGAUUUCGCUUUCGGGUUCUCACAAGUUAAAGGCAGAAACCAGUUCCUACUGUGCAUAUGGUAUGCCAAAAUAAAGGAUCUUACCAUAGUUUGGCAUGCCAAUACCACUACUUCUGGAGUACCCCAAGGAUCAACCGUGCAGCUCGAUACCGAAAACGGACUUGUUCUUCGUGAUCCUCAAGGAAACAGAUUAUGGAGAAGUGAUGGUUAUGUUGGUAAAGUUGCUUAUGGAUCUUUAUAUAACACAGGGAAGCUUGCACUCUCUGGAAGUGAUCAUACAGUUCUGUGGGAUACUUUUGCCCACCCAACUGAUACUUUGUUGCCUACCCAGGAGAUGAAGAAUGGAAGCAGUCUCAUGUCCUUAAAGUCUGAAGUCAAUUUCUCACAAGGUAGGUUCUAUCUUCAACUCCUUGAAAAUGGGAAUUUGGUGCUGGCAACCAAAACAGUUCCCACCAAUGUAGACUAUGAUGCUGUAUACUAUACCAGACAGACAAAUUCUGGAUACAAGCUGAUAUUCACAGACAAGGGCUCACUCUCUCUACUAAAAACAGACAACACAACAGAAACUCUUAUUUCACUUUCUGACUCCAUAGUCAAGGAAAACUACCUGAGACUAACUCUGAACUUUGAUGGGGUCCUGGCUCUUUACGGGUACCCUAAGGCUUCUUCUGGUGGCAACCAAAAAUGGGUUCCUCAAUGGACUCAGCCAGACAACAUCUGCAUCAGCAUAACCGGAGAAAAGGGCAGUGGGGCUUGUGGGUAUAACAAUGUCUGCUCACCUGGCCCUGACAAGAGACCCUCUUGUAAGUGCCCACAAAGUUAUUCAUUGGUUGAUCCAGGAGAUGUGUAUGGCAGCUGCAAACCCGACUUUGUCCCGACUUGUGGUGGGGGUGGGGGUGGGGGUGGGGGUUCUUCCUCCAACCUUAGUUUUGUUGAGGUAAAGGACACGGAUUGGCCCUUAUCUGACUUUGAGCAGAUUAACCCUUCUGGCAUGGAGGAAUGCAAAAGGGCCUGUUUGGAAGACUGUUUCUGUGCUGUUGCCAUUUUCAGAAGCAACAGCUGCUGGAAGAAGAAGCUGCCAUUGUCAAAUGGGCGCAUAGACACAAGUCUAGGUGCAACGGCUUUCCUUAAAGUACAGAGUGAAUAAAGGCCUCUAAGAUGAUGCUCAUCCAGUUCUAUAUUUAAUUGGUGAGACUUGAGAGUAUAGGAUGGAGAAAUGCAUUGCAUGAAGCAAUCAUUAGGGGCAUAUAAUAUAAGGUAAUAAUUCUAACAUUUCUAAGAGCUUGUAUGAAUAAAGUAACAAACUAUUAUCAUAUGGAGUAUAUUUAGAAAUAAUAUCAUGGAGACAUGUGAAACACAAUUGAAUUUAAUAGGUAUGGCUCUCUCCUUUCGAUUGUAUUGUAUUUUAAAAAAGUACGUAUAUUUGAGUGUUUUUUAUGGGCG